AUGCUCUGCUCUUCGGCAUUCAAAAGCACGGCUCCUCCCUCCAGAACGACCUCGGGAGGCGGAGCUUGCGGCCUGGUGGGUCUCGCCACGCGCACACACACGCCAACGACUGCAACCGUAUACCUGAAGCCAAAGCGGCCGCAAAAUAUUUUUCCCUUAGAUCUUUUCCCCAAUUUUUCAUCGAUUUUUGCUGAUUUGUUUCAAAAGGAAACGGAAUAUCAUUCGUUCUUAAUGUGGAAAGUGUUUCUUGCCGAAAAAAGGCAACUUUCCCUAGUUUUUAGGGUAAUUCAUCGCCGCCAAGUUAAAUUUCGCGUAAAACUGCAGUCGUUCUGAAUUUUUUGGAAAAAAACUUUAGAUUUUUCUGUCCAAGCUGCGUUUUUUGCCUUCAGAAAACUCGCGUUAGCCCUCUCACUUUCUCUGUUGAAUAUUUUCGCUGUGUGUUGAAGCGUACCGUUCUCUGUUGCUCUUUUUCACUUCUCACAUUUAAUCUUUUUCAGAAAACUUCGACAAUGGGUUUCCAAAAUUUGUGGUUCUCGCACCCACGCAAGUUCGGACCAGGAUCGCGCUCCUGGUAAGUAGUUUGAUUAAUUUAAACCUGACUAAAAUACGAAAAAGAAGUAAUUUUUAUUGGAGAAACGCUUUGGCGUACGUUUUGUGUUAGCAGAUGUCCAUUACGCAAUUGGCAACUGCCUUUUGACGUUUAGUUUAGUCUGCAAAAUAAAUUUACAUCUCGAAGACAGGCACAUCAUCUUUAGAGUUCCUGUUCAAGAUUGUGAAACAAUUGUCUUAACCAACCAAAUCUGAAUUAUUGCAGCCGCGUCUGCGCUGGACACCACGGACUCAUCCGCAAGUACGGCCUCGACCUCUGCCGUAGAUGCUUCCGCGAGCAGGCUAAGGACAUCGGAUUCAAGAAGGUACUAUUUUUAACGUUUAGAAAUGUGAAAAUGUAAUUAUUUUCAGCUUGAUUGA
Messenger RNA from Caenorhabditis sp. 36 PRJEB53466, 969 nucleotides. The record is from the annotation of a GenBank genome assembly. Lineage: Eukaryota; Metazoa; Nematoda; Chromadorea; Rhabditida; Rhabditidae.